AUGGCGCAGCAAGGAGUUCAACUGGACCGAAAGACCUUCUGCUGUUUAUUCUGUCAGGAUCUACUGAAGGAUCCGCCCAAGACCAGAGCUGGAUUCUUACGAUAUUCACGUGAUAUCACACUGGAUCCAAACACAGCACAAAAUUGGCUGUCAUUAUCUGAGGGGAACAGAAAAGUGAAGUGGACAGGGAAAGGGAUUUAUAUAGCAGUUGCAUACAAGACUAUCAGCAGAGACCGGUGGACAGGGGAAGACUGUACAUUCGGAUUUAAUGACAAAUCUUGGUCAUUGUAUUGUUUCGAACAGAAAUAUGGCUUUAUCCACAACGGUACCUUCACUCGUAUCUCAGGUCCUGUGUCCUCAGGUCCUCUGUCCUCCAGAGUAGGAGUGUAUCUGGAUCACAGUGCAGGUAUUCUGUCCUUCUACAACGUCUCUGAAACCAUGACUCUCCUCCACAGAGUCCAGACCACAUUCACUGAGCCUCUCUAUGCUGGACUUGGGCCACACAGGGUUUCUGAGGGAGACACUGCUGAGUUCUGUAAACUCAAAUAAUACAGACAGGAGUAAUUUAAGGGA
Sebastes umbrosus (honeycomb rockfish) is the source of this 573-nucleotide messenger RNA. Its product is annotated as tripartite motif-containing protein 16-like. Gene Ontology annotation, molecular function: protein binding. The transcript has 3 exons. Lineage: Eukaryota; Metazoa; Chordata; Actinopteri; Perciformes; Sebastidae. Bases 1 to 549 code for a protein of 182 amino acids. The record is from RefSeq and is a predicted model, not a curated record.